Molecule: messenger RNA, 2264 nt
Organism: Pararge aegeria (speckled wood butterfly)
Lineage: Eukaryota; Metazoa; Arthropoda; Insecta; Lepidoptera; Nymphalidae
Gene: scf
Product: calumenin-B
Exons: 7
Coding region: 214-1179 (321 amino acids)
Cellular component (GO): endoplasmic reticulum
Molecular function (GO): calcium ion binding
Source: RefSeq, a predicted model, not a curated record
UCAUUUUUCAUCUGAGAACACACGGGGGUGUAGGUAUUGUUUUAUCGAGAAUCGUGCGAGAAUCGAAAUCCCUAAUCGAAACAGGAAUAGGGAACAUUGUAUAAACGUUGGUUAUUAAAAAUCUGUGCCAAGUUACGUGGAGGUGUUGACGUGGCCGUUUCCAGAAAGCCGCUGGAAUUCUCAGCAGACUACAACUUGUUUCAUACAAAAAAAAUGCUGCGGCCACUAUUCAUAGCACUGACCAUCACAGCCGUGAUUGCUGGUGUGCGCAACCCUGAGGAGUCCAAGCGUAUGAUGGACCAACUCUCCGAUGCAGAGCACUACAGGAGUGAGCUUCACAACAAGCAGUUUGACCAUGAUGCAUUCCUCGGUGAAGACCAGGCUAAGACAUUUGACCAGCUUCCACCUGAAGAGAGUAAAAGAAGAUUGGGAAUGAUCGUUGAUCAGAUAGAUUCAGACAAGGACGGGUUCGUUUCCCUUGUGGAGCUCAAGGACUGGAUCCGGUACACACAGAAAAGGUACAUUGAAGAGGAUGUGGACAGACACUGGCGGCAACACAACCCUGACAAUGAGGAAUUUAUUACAUGGGAGACGUACAAGAAGAACGUGUACGGGUUUAUGAACGAAUUGAGUGAGACUGACAAAAAGACCCAGGAGGGCUUCACUUACUCAAACUUGCUCAAGAGGGACAGGAGGCGCUGGGUGUAUGCUGACACCGAUCAAGACGAUGCACUUAACAGGACGGAUUUCGCCAGUUUCCUCCACCCAGAGGACCACGGUGGUAUGAAGGAUGUCGUCGUGAUAGAGACUCUGGAAGACAUCGAUAAGGAUAAGGACGGAAAGGUGUCUUUGGAAGAGUACAUCGGGGAUAUGUUCAAGCCGGAGGAGGGUGAAAGUGUAGACGACGAGCCAGACUGGGUCAAGCAGGAGCGCGAACAGUUCAAUGGAUACAGAGAUACAAACAAAGACGGUUUCAUGGACGAGCAGGAAGUCAAGGACUGGAUCGCGCCGGCGGAGUUCGACCACGCGGAGGCCGAGGCGAGGCACCUGGUCUUCGAGGCGGACUCCGACGCCGACGAGAAGUUAACCAAGGCGGAAAUCCUGGAUAAAUACGACCUGUUCGUUGGCUCCCAGGCCACGGACUUCGGCGAAGCUUUGGCGAGGCACGACGAGUUCUAAUAGAAAAUUCAUUCUAGGCGAUUCUACAAUAUUCUCAUUUCUUUAUAACCUUAGUGGCAAGUGUUAGAUUUUCUAACUACGUUUACUUAUUCGAUCGCGUGAAUGGUAUAACCGCUAUAAUCGUAAUGCGCCAUCUAGCGUCAGUAUUGUACAGGCAGGUUUCCCAGUAUUGCAACCAGAUGGCGUUCUUUCGAUCAAUAAAUCGUAGUUUUAAACAUUCACGCGAUCGAAUAAGUAAACGCAGUUAGAAAAUCUCACAUUAGGCACUCUGGUUUAUAAUUUUAAAGUCAUGGCGUGCAAGUAGACGAAUUAUGAAAAGUGGCAUAAAAUCUUUAAUAUGAGUUAUCGCAGCUUUAGGGUAGGCAGUCCUUUUACGCUUGUAUGAAGUGCACGCCACUGUUUUAGCGAAUUGCACAACGUUGCGUAACCUUGCGAACAAUUUUUGUAAUUGAAAAAAAAUGUUUAACUUCAUUAUAUAAGCCGAUAGACGUCCACUGUUGGACAUAGGUCAUUCGUGGGGAUUUCCAAACUGUGCGCUCUUUUGCCACCUGUUCGCAAAGUAUUGAAAAGUUUUCUUUACGAUUCAGUUCGUUGAUGAUUAAAGUCGCUAUGGUGUGCGAAUAUACUUAAUUAUUUUGGUGAAUUCGAUUAUUUUAUAAUAAAUCCGUUUUGUUUUUCUUUUUUUUUGCCAUAUUAGAUUUUAUGUAAGAUUUGGUAGCUUUUGAAUUCUCAGAAUAUAUUUUUUUAAUACUAGAUCUGACAGAAUCUCCUGAGAAGGGCGGAUUUUACAUUUUUUUUUUAAAUAAAGUCUUUUAAUUAAGAAAUAAAUAGGCCUAAAAUGAUUAGAACCGAAAGCAGUAGAGCCAAACAAUAAAAGUAAAGUUAUAAAAAAGGAAUUAAGGAAUAAAUUUAACACAUAAAAAUAAUUCCUAUCAAAAUAUAAAACUGCCAAAAUGUUACUUUUAUUUCGAAGUUAUUCUAAUUUUAUGAUUUAAAAAUCGUCCUUAAUUAUUUUACUAUUUACUUAUAUUGUAAAAACUUAAUAUGUAGCUAAGAAUCCUAAUUAUAAUUAUACCAAAGUUUUA